AUUGAAAAAUGGGGCUUUUAUGUUUUUUACAGCUCUUGGCUGUCCACAUACUGAUUUGAAUAUUUACUGAUAAAGGCAAACACAAGCCUGUUGUGUGUCUCACCCAUGACAUUACAGCCCAUAUUAAAAUUUGAAGGCAGACACGGAACAUACAGACAGAUCAUAUUUUAGUCUGGCAAUGACUUCAACAGAGAAUGAGGAGCAAGACAUAUGGUACGAGUUGGAAAAUGUAUCACUGAAGAUGCAGCAGCUUGUGGAACAUAAAAAGGUGUUGUGUAUCAUGAGAGAGCUUAAAAACAGAGUCGGGUGUGAACCGACAGAUAAAAUAGACGAUGUAAAUGAGGAAGAAUUAAACAACAUUGAGGAGAAACUAAACCAGUUGGAGGCGAUAAGAGUUGAACUUCAAAAGAGACAUGACAAACAAAUCCAAAAACCCAAAAAAGUAAGCUUCAGUGAAGAAUGCAAUGUGUUGCCAGAUUCAAGUGAUGAAAGCUCAACACCACAGAUAUUCUUUGUGGAACCCCCACCUAAUUUUCCAGCUCCUACAGUUUUAUUAGAUUACAACAGUUUUCAAUUUAAGCCAACCAAAACUCAGUGCCCAGAGUGCUCACAGUUUAUUACCACAAAGACAACCACGACUGUGAGCAGCAUUACUUGGUUAGCCUGCAUGAUGACAGCCAUGAUGGGGUGUGUUGCUGGUUGUUGUUUACUUCCCUUUUGUUUGAACAGCUUCAAAAAGACGAUACACAAAUGUCCCAUGUGUAACACGUCGAUCUCCACUGUGAAGAAACUUUAAAGGCAGAAAUGGGGUGUGCGGAUGCCAAACCUUAAUCAAUGAACAAGUAUUUUUCAUUUAGCUUUUUGUAAUUAUUUUUUACUAUAUCACUGCUUAAAAAUAUGUUAUGUAAAUACAAAAUAUUACAUUUUAAGUGUUGUGUGUAACAAAUUACAGUAGAGACAUCUGGA
Molecule: messenger RNA, 966 nt
Organism: Periophthalmus magnuspinnatus
Lineage: Eukaryota; Metazoa; Chordata; Actinopteri; Gobiiformes; Gobiidae
Product: lipopolysaccharide-induced tumor necrosis factor-alpha factor homolog
Exons: 6
Coding region: 179-796 (205 amino acids)
Molecular function (GO): zinc ion binding
Source: RefSeq, a predicted model, not a curated record